This is a messenger RNA of Candoia aspera, 892 nucleotides long. RefSeq names its product methyltransferase 5, N6-adenosine (gene METTL5). Gene Ontology annotation, biological process: rRNA methylation. The transcript has 8 exons. The coding region runs from base 188 to 826 and encodes 212 amino acids. Lineage: Eukaryota; Metazoa; Chordata; Lepidosauria; Squamata; Candoiidae. The record is from RefSeq and is a predicted model, not a curated record. Gene Ontology annotation, molecular function: rRNA (adenine-N6-)-methyltransferase activity; nucleic acid binding.
AAAUUGAGAUCCCAUCUGCGUCGGUUCUACUCUGUUUCUCUGAUUUCCAGAAGAGGGGGCAAGGGGAAAAGGAACCCUGUUUUCUGGAUAGGAACUGAAGUCACGGAACUUUGUUUCCUUUGUUUGGGGGAUCGCUUAAAUUCCUGCACAAAGCGGAACUACGUGACCGUUGAGGAAAGGGCAAAGCAUGAAGAAGUUAAAGCUUAAAGAACUUGAAAGUUGUUUGCAACAAGCUGAUGUCUUUGAGAAUCCGAAACUCCUGCUUGAACAAUACCCAACACGGCCACAUAUUGCAGCAUGUAUGCUUUAUACGAUUCAUAAUACAUUUGAUGAUAUUGAAAACAAAAUUGUUGCAGAUCUUGGAUGUGGUUGUGGCAUACUGAGCAUUGGAAGUGCCAUGUUGGGAGCAGGGUUAUGUAUAGGAUUCGAUAUAGAUGCCAAUGCCCUGGCAGUAUUUAACAGGAAUACUGAAGAAUUUGACCUCACAAAUAUUGACAUGGUUCAGUGCAACGUAUGUUCUUUGCCUGACAAAAUGCCCAAAACAUUUGAUACAGUUAUUAUGAAUCCUCCCUUUGGAACUAAGCACAAUAAAGGCAUGGACAUGGCUUUUCUCAAGACAGCACUGCAGAUGGCAAGGAUAGCUGUAUAUUCCUUACACAAAACAUCAACUCGGCAACAUAUUCAGAAAAAAGCAGAUGAAUGGAAAAUAGAAAUGGAAAUUUUAGCAGAACUGAAAUAUGACCUACCAGCAUCAUAUAAAUUCCACAAGAAAAAAUCAGUAGACAUCGAAGUAGAUUUUAUCAGAUUCUCUUGUGAAAAAAAAUGAUGGAGGAAUGACUUAAAACUUCAUUAAAAAUAAUAAAAAUAGCAUUAAAUGCUUUUUGAAGUAUUA